Penicillium canescens is the source of this 6702-nucleotide messenger RNA. RefSeq names its product putative myosin class II heavy chain (MHC). The transcript has a single exon. Lineage: Eukaryota; Fungi; Ascomycota; Eurotiomycetes; Eurotiales; Aspergillaceae. Bases 1 to 6702 code for a protein of 2233 amino acids. Gene Ontology annotation, cellular component: cytoskeleton. The record is from RefSeq and is a predicted model, not a curated record.
AUGGAUUCUGCAGAUCUAGAUCCCUCCGUCUCCAUCUCAGCCUCUUCCCCACCAUUUCAACGAGACACGCGCCCUGAACGCGAUCAACCGCGCCUGGCUCCGGCCCUGCUCUUGUCCUCUCCAUCAGGAGACUCGAGCCCGUCGACCGUCGGUUCCCCCGGUCAACAUACCUCACCGCAGAGCAUCAGCCUCGAUCCCCCGCCGCUGCCAUUCCUAUCCACAUACCGGAACGGCGAUUCUCUGACGUCGUCACCUGUCAAUCGGAGGCCAGAAAGCAGUAUCUACUACACCACUGCUUGGGGGUCCCCGUAUGCUGCACCGAGCUCGCGGAGACUAUCAGUGACCCAAAGCCAACUCACCGGUGUCGAUCACCAAUCUGGAGAUAACUCCCCCGUUCAGUCGGUAGCCAACUACACCGAGUUUCGGAGAUCGAGUGCGACAAACGAUACGCUUGAGACCGCGGAGCGGGAACUUGCUGGUCAGAACGGCGAGAAAUCCAUUCGCGAUUUUACCCAGGAUUGGAUCAAUCAGUAUCUCACUGGUCAGCCGAGGACUGAACGCAGCAAUUGGCUCAGUGACGACUCUGGUAGUGAAGCGCCUUCCUUCUUUACUGCGCAGAAUACAUUUGCAGACGACGCUUCAGACGACUGGCUUGGUCUGGAGGACGAUUUUCGCAACGACGAUCUCCUGAAGACGCCUACGCUUUCUGACUUUGUUGGCAGGAAAGCCGCGGCUCGUGCGAAAGCCAAGAAAGCUCUGCAUAAACGCGCGGAUACUUUGCGCCAGGAGGAUUUCUGGGGUUUUGCUUACGAUAAAGAUCCCCCACAGAACAAUAUGUCGGACAUACAACCUACCAUGGAGGCGAAUUCGCCGGUAGAAAAGCCGCUUCCUCCCCCACCGACAGAUGCGAACGACAGCCCGUCAGCAAACACAGAACAGUCCAGCCCGCGUCCCCUGAAAACACAGGCUUCGGAAGUCAGCAGAUCAGCUACCCAAACUCCUCGACGGAAGAAGAAGCUCAAUUGGCGAGGGAAAGCCUGCAUAAUUGAAUUGCCCUUGGAGGAUAAAAGAGGCUCGGAUGGAUCUAGUUACAGUCUCUUGACACCUGAAGACGUCAAACAGCGGAUGCAAAAAUGGGAGGAUGAAGGAUACGAUAUCCGUGGGUUCACCAUUGGCGAUUCUGAGGAUCCCUCUGAAACAACGGCUCUGGGAGGUCUGAGCCGACCCCUUUACCCCGAACCAUACGAGCUUCACGAGGAAUCGAAGGUACAACAGCUAGUCGUCAACUUCCCCGAUAGGGCCGUUUGGGAUGCUUAUGUCGCCAAUCUUCAAGAGGAGAAGCUACGAGCUCUCGGAGUAUCGUUUGGUGACCCUGAGCCCGAACCAUCCAUUUCGCCUGAUUACUCUGUCAAUCAGAGCAACACUCCUUUCCCGGGUCUUGUGGCAUCGCCACCAAUUCCUACUGGAUCAGCUGCGAGCAACCCUCUUGGUCAACUUCAUACAUUCUCUCCAUUCGGUCAACCUUCAAUUCCUACCCCUGGUUUGGGUUCUAUGGCUUCGCCUUUGAUCCAGACUCCAUACAUGGGCGUGGAACAAAAUAUGAUGGGAGGAUACCCAUUCCAAUUCCAGCCUACACCUCCUGCCCAGGGCUCCAUGACUCCACAAGGCUUCAUCAAUGCCCGACAGGCAAGCUCUUCGGGAGGCCCAGGUGCAAUGGGCCAGUUUGCAUCCAUGCUCUCGCCUGUCUCGCCAAUGCACGAGCAAGGUUCCUUCCAUGCCGGGUUCAAUGACAAAGGUGUCUUCGAUGAUCAAUUCGGUCAUGGUAUGCACCCGGACAUGCACCAGGAGGGUCUGCCAUACCAAACCCCUCAGACCCCUGUCAACGGGCAUCCGGACCACUUCCACGCAUCUAAUGUCGAAAUUGCUCACCCCACGCCUCGUGGACAUGGCCAUAAUCUCAGCGAGACCCUUCAGAGAGGAUUGGACCAGAUGACACAUUCCGACUACCACCUGGAAGACUCAAUCGACCGGCAAUUAGAAGAUGACUACCGUGAUGUCAACCAUGCCGGUCUCAAUGCUAGCAUGCUCAAGUCGCGCUGGGCGUUACCACACGACCAGCAGCAUCCCCAAGACGGCUCUCGUCAGGCGUCUCACUCUUUCUCCCAGCAUCCCAACCAAUUCUACGAGCAAUACCAGCACAACGGUCACGACGGCUCUGAUCUCGAUACCAACCCCAGUGUUUCCGGAACCCCACAAACCCGUGGUGCCAUACCCAACCAAGGCCGGUGGCAUGAGACCCAGCCCAGCGGAAACUCCUACCACGGCCAUCGCUCGCAGCUCUCGACUUCAUCCCUCAACGUGGAGGCCAAGGAAUUCGAUCCUUCAGCAUCUUUCGGUGCUCAGCCUGUGCCUUUUGGUAACAAUGCAUUCCAGUUUGGCGGCAUGGGCCAGCAAGGUUUUGGCUUUGCUCCGCCUCCCGCCUUCGAGCCUGGUACCAGCACGAAUGGCCCGGCUCAGUCUGAGCCACGUAACAAUACUGGUGGCUUCAAGUUCUCUGCCGCAUCAUUCAACGUGGAUGCUCCUGUGUUCAACCCCUCUGCUAGCCUCCAGUCGACCGCCAGCUCCGACCAGCCCUCGCCCAACCGUACCAAGAUCUUCGGCGAUAUUGAUAUCAACGAGAUCUCCAAGCCCUCGAAGCAGUCCAAGGCUAUUCCCAUUGUCCGGCCGGAUGAGAAUGAGCAGGAGAAAAAGGAGGGUGAACAAACCCACGAAGAUGACAUUCAUGGCCGGCCUGUUCCUACUGAUCGUCACAAGCGUGCUCGCCGUGGUGUGGGACACGCUGAAGGCGAGGCUAGAUACAGCAUCUCGACCCAUCCUCUGGGCGAGACGGGCAAUGUCCAAUUUUCUAAGACCCUCCACUCUGUCGCUGAAGGCAAGGAGAACGCCAUGCCCGAUGAGAAGAACCCUGUCGAGCGCAGAGACACCCCUGCCAGCGAGGCUGAUACCUGGACCUUGUUCGAUGCAAAGAACGAAGCCGAAAACAGAUCCAAUGCUGCCUCGCCUGUCCAGGAGAAGCCCGCUGAAGAGCCCAAGGAUAUCCUCAUCGAAGAGCGUGAGCCGAAGCAGCCUGCUGCGGAUGAAGCCGCCCCCGCAAAGGGUCCUGACCAUGCUCCUCAAGGAUCCAAGAGUUCUAUCAAGAGCACCAUGCUCUCGCCCACAGCUCCACCAUUCGAGUUCAAGCCCGCUGUUUCAAACUUUGUUCCUACAUCAGUCAAGCCUUCUAGCUUCUCCGAACAGAAGCCCGUUGAGGAGAAGGCUGUUGAGGAAAUGCCUCUUGAGACCCCUGUGAAGAAGCCUGCUGCGAAGCCUCAAGGCGGCCUUAUGGCUUCUCGCUUUGCUGCUAGCCCACCCAAGAAGGCAGCCUCUCCCGUUCAGCCUGAGGCGGACACUCAAUCUACUGAGAACCCAGAAAUCAUCACUCGUGAACCUAAGGGUCUUGGAUUCCACUGGGACUCUGAAAACGACUCGCCUGAUGAUGAAGAGUUGAACGCAAUCAUGGAGCAGCUCAAUGAUGACUCGGAUGUUGGAAUUGAAAGACGCAUCACUCCCGCCUAUGCGACUCCCGCCCAUAUGACUCCCUUCCAACAGCGACCGGAACACAUCACAGAGUCCAUGGGUGGUCCCACAAAGGAGCAGCCGUUUGGCUCUGCAGAGGCCCGAAGCGAAGCCCCUAGUCCCAGUCCCGGCGGUGCCCCCAAGACUUACAAGCUCUCCAUCCCCAAGCUUGGCUCGGACAUCGAUGCCAACAGCAACGCUACCUUCUCUCCUCAGAAGAGCCUCAUCUCUCGUCUCCAGUCCCCUGUUCGCCAGCUUGUCACUGAGAAUGACCACGUCAGCGACUGGGAUGACAUGAUCUCUGAGGGUGAAGACGAGAAGUUCAUGAACCGUAACCGCUUCUUCGACCGUCGCAUCAACGACCUUGUCGGCUCCGCCAUUGAUGAUCGCCUGGGCCCCAUGGAGCGUGCUCUGGCUGUCAUCCAGCAGUCCGUGGCUUCCAUUGCCACUGGUGCUUCAAGCCGACGCGUCUUUCGCAGCACCUCCGCCGAAAUGGAGGACAGCGAUGCUGAUGAUGAAGAUGAUAGUGAGCAUGAGACCGCCUCUGUUAGAGAUCGGUCGCCCCACAACCUUAGAGAGCGCAAGCUGGAAAUGCUCAAGAACGUCGUCAUGGAAGCCCUGAUCACUCACGACAUUCCUCAGCGCGUGGCGCCACAUUCCAGCCACAGCGAGAUGUCCCAGCUUAAGGAGAGCAUUGCUGAACUGCAGGCUCUGACUAUCAAGAAGCUUGCUCAGGAUCCCGUCGGUGAUAUGCGUGAGAUCGUCGAGGAAAUGAUGGCCAAGCAAUUGGCUCACCAGGCCCAGUUGACUCCACGCCUGUCAGAGGCCGAGGAGAUCGGUGCUGACAGUCUGAUGCUUCAGAUUGAUGGACUCAAGAGCAUGCUGCGUCUCGCUGAUGAGCGCGCCGACCAGGAGUACAAGGAUCGCCGCCAGGCUCAGGACUCUAUGACUGAGCUUCAGCGGCUCCUGAAGUAUGCUGAGGAGGAUGCUGCCCGUCACAGUGCUGCCGCUGAAGAUGCCGAGUCUCGUCUUCUUCAGUUCAAGGAAGAGAAGAUUCCCCACUUCGAGAAGAUGCAGUUCCGCGCUGAGUCUCUUGCAGAAGAGACCGAGACUCUCAAGGUCACUAUCGCCGAGCUGUCCACAAAGAACAUCGCGCUAGAGGGCACUCUAGAUGAGUACCGUGUUUCUAGUGAUAACUUCCGUCGUCAGCUUGAUGUCGUCAAGGGUGAGAAUAAGUCUCUCCAUGAGACUAUCGAUCACCUGAGGACUCGCAUUGAAGACAGCAUGGUCUCUCGCCAGAACCUCACUGAGAAGUUCGACCGUCUCCAAGAUGACAUGAUCAGCCUGACUGCCGAUGUUACUCGUGACCAGGCUUCCUGGCGCAGGAAGGAAGAGGAUCAAAUUGCCAAGAAUAACGAGCUGCGCGCCUCUCAUGCCCGCGAGCUUAAGCUUCGCGAGAAGCUCGAGGAGGAUAUCCGCGAGCUCGAGAAGCAGGAGCGGGAAUCUGCCAAGCUUAAGUUCCUCUAUGAACAAAGCCAGCAGGAGAACGGUAGACUGGAGGAUCUGAUCACCAGUCUCCGGGCCGAGAACCACGAUCUGCAAUUGAAGGCUGGCCGCUUCGAGCGUGAGUUCUCCGAAGCUCGUGAGAGCAGCCGUGUGGAAAUCCAGCGUACUCGUACCUCACUAGAGGCAGACUUGGAGGCUUCCAACAGUCAGGUCAACAUUGUUCGCGCCGAGCUCGAGGCUCAGAUUAUUCGUCUGCAGUCUCAGCUUGACAAUAAUCGCAUGGAUACUGAUACCGCCCGGGAGCGUUAUGAACUCCUCCUGGAGGAGGCCAGGGACUCCAAGGUCACCGCUUUGGCUGCCAAGGACCUUGCCAUCGACGAGACGCGCAAGAUGCACGAGCGGGUUCUCAAUGACCUGCGUGAGCGUCACGCACGCGCUCUGCACAAUUCUUCAGAGGAUCGCCAGCGCGGUGAGCACCAUACCAACGAGCGCGUCUCUCUGGCGGAGGACAAGGCCAAGCACUUCCAGGAGCGGGUGCAGCAUCUUGAGGAGAAGCUCGAGAUUGCUCAGUCUGCUGCUCGUGCUGCUGCUGAGGCAGCUCAUAGUGCCAAGGCAAGCCCUGUUCCAUCAUCGGCCCCAACUCCAGCGCCCUCGCAUUCUCGGGCGACGCCUUCAAUGUCUUUCAGCAAGGGAUCUGGAGAACCCGAGCGGAUCUCCCCUCAGGCUCUGCGUGAAUCAAUCUUCGUGCUCCAGGAUCAGCUCCAGCAGCGCGAGACCCGCAUCGAGGAACUCGAGCAGGAGAUUUCCACGAUGGAUAAGGAUGCACCAACCAAGAUCAAGGAGCGGGACACUGAAAUCACCUGGUUACGCGAGCUUCUAGGCGUCCGCAUCGACGAUCUACAGGAUAUUAUCAAGACCGUCUCGCAGCCCUCAUUCAACCAACACGCCGUCCGCGACGCAGCCAUCCGUCUCAAGGCCAACCUCCAAAUGCAACAGCAAGAAAAGGAACGCAUGACGUCCGGCGCUCUCCCAUCCCUCUCAGACCUCGCCGCCUCACCCCGCUCUCUUCCUCUCGCCGCAGCCGCAGCGUGGGGAAACUGGCGCAAGGCCCGCGACAACGCCACAGCUCCAUCCGACCAGACCCCAUCGAAGCCCAGUAACGCCGGUACCUUCCUCUCCGGCCUCCUGACACCCCCAAGCUCCCACGUCCGCCAAAACGCACCCCAGACCAGCGCUGCUACGCGUUUCGCCGAGACGCGGCCCUUGAGAGGCUUCACUUCUACCCCGAGACGGGGCUCUGUUCGUAAGGAUGUCCCCGUCCCUGAACCACCAAAGACUCCGCCUCUGCUUCGUCGCUCAAGCUACGAUCAUGAUGCCGAGCCGGCGAAUUAUGAGGAGGGGCACUUCGAUGAGAACGAGAGUACCGUUGAUGGGAUGGUUUCAGCUUCACCGAAGGGCACGGAUGAUGGUCCCUUUGGGCCUCAGAUUGCUGAGGCUGAAGAUGAGGACGAGGAGGCUGAGCUUGAAGGUGAAGGAGAAGGCGAGGACGAGCUGAGUCCGAGUCCUGCUGAGCAUGAGUGA